Molecule: messenger RNA, 2301 nt
Organism: Brassica napus (rape)
Lineage: Eukaryota; Viridiplantae; Streptophyta; Magnoliopsida; Brassicales; Brassicaceae
Exons: 8
Coding region: 107-487 (126 amino acids)
Source: RefSeq, a predicted model, not a curated record
GGAAAUGAACACACACGGACGCACUCCUCUCAUAUGAUAUUUUCCUUUUUACAACUUAUAAUUUGAUAUAUUUCAAAUUAAGUUGAGGGAAAAUUAAUCAUUAAACAUGGCAAAAAUCUCCUUUGUACUUCUCGUUGUCGCCCUUAUUGUCUUUCUACAUGUCUCUGAGGCUCAUCGUUCGAUAAAUUCCAACGAACUAGUACUUGAAAACAACCUGAAUAAAGCUAAGGGCUUGAUCGAAGAGGACUUGAAGAAAAAGGAAAAGAACAUUAAGAAGUUGGAAACCGAUGUGAGUAUAUUAAGCAAAUCUGAGAUAAUGCUGAAGGAUCUCGAAGAAGCUUACAAAAAUGGUAAGUCUAUAGAGCCUUCCAGGAAAGAUAUCAAGAGACUCAACAAAGAGGCCAAGCAGGAACCAGAGGAACUGAGAUACGUAACCAUAAUUAAAUGCAUUUUGAAGGAUUUGGGAUUAAACGGAGGGGAAUGUUAAAACAAGAAUUAGGGUUUGAUAAUUGUUUCGAUGCGUUUAAAGGAGGUUUCAAAAUGCCCCAUGGAAUUUGGCUUAACAAAUGAGAGGAGCAAAUAAUUUGCUCAGAGUAUAAAUAUUUAGCUAAUUGCUCAAUUGAAUAAUAAAUCAAUUGUACUAUUAAACGAAAUACAUUACAUAUAAUCAAUAUAUAUUAUAAUCUAUAUUUGUGCUAAUAUCACAAUACUAAAAGCACCAUUUCCUCAAUUCUUAAGCAUGCCACGUCAUCAGAAAUAAUCCUCCAAUAACAAUUUUUUAUUUUCGGUUCUGGGCUUCAAAUUUGGUUUAAAUGGACUUCCUUUUAUCUUAACCUAGAUCUACGGAGACGAAGAUGUGUGUCUCUUCUUCAUCCCCAUUUCACUUCGUCUUCACCCCUUGAAACCGUGGCGUAUGAGUUUUGAUCAUCCCAUUCUUUGAUAUAUGAAUCUGUGGCUAAGAUGUAUUCAAACACUUCGGGUACAGGGAGAGUUUGUUACAGUGAAAGUAAGAUCGUACGGAGAUUUGGAACCUCCUCUUCAGCUGAAGAAAUCAUAAGCCUGUUGGUUCAAGUUUCUUACACACAGCUCCUCAACAAUGGGAACUUCGUAGACGCUGCUUCUGGUAAGACGUUCCCGACGCUUGAUCCACACACAGGGGAAGUCAUUUUGAAUGUAGCUGAAGGCGAUGCUGACGAUAUCAACAGGGCAGUGAAAGCUGCAAGGAAGGCCAUUGAUGAAAGAUCUUGGCCUAGGAUGAUUGCUUAUGAAGUCAAGUAUAAUGCUGAGAUUCGCAGACUUGGUUGAGAAACACAGCGAAGAGAUCGCAGCUCUUGAGACAAGUGACAAUGGGAAUACUUAUGAACAAGCCAAAACAGCACAUAUUCCAAUGCUCGCUGGAUGAGCGGAUAAGAUUCAUGGACUAAUAAUUCCAGCCGAUGGAAACUAUCAUGUCCAGACACUGCAUGAAUUGAUAUGCGUUACUGGUCAGAUCAUUCCAUGGAACUUUCCUUUUCUGAUGUUUGCUUGGAAAGUUGUCCUGCUCUUACUUGUGGUAAAACCAUUGUCCUCAAAACCGCUGAACAAACUCCUCACACUGCUUUUUAUGUCGGCAAGCUUUUACUUGAGGAAGGUCUUCCUCCUGGUGUUCUGAACAUAAUUUCUGGAUUUGGCCCAACCGCAGGAAAAUGAUUGGCACACACUGUUAUCUAUUGACAUCAUGGAUCUCUGCAUAAGGUAUCGAAUAACUGUUUGUCCAACAAUAUAAAGCAUUGAUGACUGGUUUCUAACUUUCCACUCUCUCUCAGUAACACCUCCUCAAGGUUCUGUGGGUUGUAGUGAGACUGAACCAUCCAUAACGCUAUUGGUGCCUACUUUUGGACUCACAUCUUAUAAGCUCAAAGAAUCUCUAUGGAACCUAAACAGAGCUCAAGAGACAAGAGUGCCACAAGCUCUCUUCCUUGCAACAAGCUGCAAAUAAAUGGUCUGAGCGUCUGCAAGUCAAUCAGCCGGACUAAAGUUUCUUUACCUGCAACAGCCCGCCAAUGAGGGGAACCGUACGAUGCUUGCAUGACCAACGAUUAGGCUCUGGUAUGAAAAAAAAGACCCAUUAUCUGCUAUUCUAUCUCGGUGACGUUGGCGGAACAAGGAUUUGAGGAGCACAUUGUGAAGUUUGCGUCUGGUGUUGUAAUGUUGAGAUGCAACAUUUUUUGUAGUAUAAUUAGAUGCUGAAGUGAAACACAACUUAGGUUAUAUAUCAAUUUGUAACAGGUUUAAGUAAUGAAUUUUUGUAGCUUUGACUAA